CUCCCUCUCUCUUGACCGAGAUGGACAGAGCCUCCACACAGCGGCCGCCAGCCUGCCACCGUCCCAGCUGACAUGGGGAGCGUCAGAGAAACGCAGCUGUGCUGGGCCAUCCUGGGCUUCCUCCUGCUCCAAGGCCACGGCUCCCAGCUCACAACACCUAGCCCUCAGGGAGAGAGUCCUUCCACAGAGUCCAACAGCUCAAGCCCUCUAUCCAGCAGCACCAGCAGCAGCAGCACCAGCACCACAGACACCCCUCACAACGGUACGUCCAAGUCACCCACCAUGAAUCCGAGAACCAGAGAAGACCCGACCGUCCUGCCCAGCCCCACGUCAGAGACGGUGCUCACGGUGGCCGCCUUUGGUGUCAUCAGCUUCAUUGUCAUCCUGCUGGUUGUGGUGAUUAUCCUGGUUAGCGUGGUCAGUCUCAGGUUUAAGUGUCGGAAGAACAAGGAGUCUGAAGAUCCCCAGAAACCUGGGAGUUCGGGGCUCUCUGAAAGCUGCUCCACAGCCAAUGGAGAGAAAGACAGCAUCACCCUCAUCUCCAUGAAAAAUAUCAACAUGAAUAACAGCAAAGGAUGCCCCUCAGCAGAGAAGGUCCUUUAAAAGCAACCUUGGGUCCCUGGGGAUCUGACAAUGAUGCAGCUGCCCUGUGGCUGAAAGGAGGAAGGCAACAGGAUCAGGAGAAGCAAUGAACCAGAUAUAAAUUAUUUUAUUGUUUCACAUCUCCUCCCAGACCUAAAGGACAUUAGCAUUCCGCCAGAUCUGGGAGCAAACUGCCAGCAUGAGAGACUCUUUCUCGUAUGGACCAUCCCUCCAGAAACACAGCCUGCUCCUCCCACCUUCUCAAAGUCGCAGGAAGGAGGAGCCUAGAGAGCCAGAGCAAGGAAAAUGACGAAGCGAAUUUGUCCUUUCCACUCUGCAUUAAAAUCGUUUUCUGGC
Phacochoerus africanus (Common warthog) is the source of this 939-nucleotide messenger RNA. RefSeq names its product endothelial cell surface expressed chemotaxis and apoptosis regulator (gene ECSCR). Gene Ontology annotation, cellular component: cytosol; plasma membrane. Gene Ontology annotation, biological process: positive regulation of proteasomal protein catabolic process; positive regulation of endothelial cell apoptotic process; negative regulation of angiogenesis. The record is from RefSeq and is a predicted model, not a curated record. The transcript is spliced from 8 exons. Bases 73 to 603 code for a protein of 176 amino acids. Lineage: Eukaryota; Metazoa; Chordata; Mammalia; Artiodactyla; Suidae.